AAGUUGUCUUUUAGCAAGUAGUUAUUAAUGUAAGAGGCAGUUUUGUGUGAGGAGAAUGAGUUUCUCGUUAAAGUGCUAGCAAUAUUUUUAGACUGACAAUAUUAAAGUUUUAAUUGCAAAGGCCAUUAAAAUUAAGUUGAUGAAGUGUUUUGCUGAAAAGCAAUGCUGUAGUCAUGCUUUGGUGUGUUCCCAAUUAUCUUGCCUGACAUCAUGGUCACAAAUGGCUUUUUCAUUGUGUACAAUAUUUUAAUUAGAAACGAAACGACAAAAGAGUCAAUUUGUAUUUCCUCUGGUUCACAAUAAUACCCACCAUAUAAGUUUCUACCUUGAUAGUUACUUCUAGUUGAAACUGAUUGCUUUUCCUGUAAAUAACUCGUGCACAAAAUUCGGUAUUUCUAUUUUUAAAUAAUUUCUGUUGCCCCUCUACACACUUAAGCAAUUUAAUACAAUUGAGGUAUAAUUUCAUUAAUACAACAACAUCUAAGUGUCUUGCUCCAUUUUGCAAUGGCAAGUCAAACUCAAGGCAUUCAGCAGUUACUAACUGCUGAAAAAAGGGCAGCUGAGAAAGUCGCCGAAGCCAGAAAAAGAAAAGCGCGCAGAAUUAAGCAAGCGAGAGAGGAAGCUCAGGCGGAAAUUGAAAAUUACAGAAAAGAAAGAGAGAGGCAAUUUAGGGAGUACGAGGCCAAACAUUUGGGCUCGAAGGAAGAUAUCGCCGCUAGAAUUGAUAAGAAUACAGAACACAUUAUCCGUGAGGUGGAAGAUGACGUAAAAACCAAUAAAGAAAAGGUUUUGGCCGAUCUGCUCUAUUUGGUCUUGAAUGUGCGACCUGAGGUGCAUCCAAACUACAAGAUAAUGAGAGUUUUCGGAAAAAUUUAAUUUGAAACUUUCAGUGUUUACAGCAACGAAAAUUCUUUGUAUUUUUUUGUCACAAUUGUAAACAUUACUUUAGCCUGUAUUUAAAUACAAACAGCAGUGGCGUUUUUCUGUUUCUAAUAAAUUCAUGUUUGCAAUGA
Molecule: messenger RNA, 1013 nt
Organism: Tribolium madens (black flour beetle)
Lineage: Eukaryota; Metazoa; Arthropoda; Insecta; Coleoptera; Tenebrionidae
Product: V-type proton ATPase subunit G-like
Exons: 3
Coding region: 505-876 (123 amino acids)
Biological process (GO): proton transmembrane transport
Cellular component (GO): vacuolar proton-transporting V-type ATPase complex
Molecular function (GO): proton-transporting ATPase activity, rotational mechanism
Source: RefSeq, a predicted model, not a curated record